AUGGCCGCGGGGGCUGCGCGGGACCGUCACGGCCGCAGCAGGACCCGAAGCGGGACCGCCGGACUGCACCACGGAGGCGCAACCACCAUGGCGGGAGCGGGGACUUCUGGUAACAACCCGCCGGAGAAAGCACGUGGCCAGGCUGCUGCCAAUUGUCUGUCCCGAGUCGGGAACACCGCACUGCUAUUGGCCAGUGGGGGGGCGGCUCGCCGUGCGGGUGUCAUGGCGGCGCAGGCCGUGGCGGCGCGGAUUCGCUGGCCGCGCCUGGUUCUCGCGAAGCUGUGGACGCGGCCGCGCCGCCUGCACCAUGAAGGGCAGCCUGAGGGGCAGCCUGAGCGCUCGGACCAGCCCAUACAGAUGGAGAACCCCUACAAAGAUCCUCCAAAGAGAUGUGUCUUAUGUGGAAUAAAUGUGGACUACAAGAAUGUGCAGCUUCUUUCCCAGUUUGUUUCUCCAUAUACUGGCUCCAUUUAUGGCAGGCAUAUCACAGGCUUGUGCAACAAGAAGCAGAAGGAAAUUACAAAAGCCAUUAAAAGAGCUCAUGUAUUUGGAUUUAUGCCAGUUAUGUUUAAGAACCCACAAUUUAUCACAGACCCCAAGCUAUGUAACAUCAAGUAUCCAGAGUGAUAUACUGUACAGAAAUAAACAAUAAAACUGUU
Messenger RNA from Haemorhous mexicanus (house finch), 659 nucleotides. RefSeq names its product mitochondrial ribosomal protein S18C (gene MRPS18C). Gene Ontology annotation, molecular function: structural constituent of ribosome; small ribosomal subunit rRNA binding. The record is from RefSeq and is a predicted model, not a curated record. NCBI's taxonomy places the organism in Eukaryota, Metazoa, Chordata, Aves, Passeriformes, Fringillidae. Gene Ontology annotation, biological process: mitochondrial translation. Bases 1 to 627 code for a protein of 208 amino acids. The transcript is spliced from 6 exons. Gene Ontology annotation, cellular component: ribosome; mitochondrial small ribosomal subunit.